Amyelois transitella is the source of this 542-nucleotide messenger RNA. RefSeq lists its product as uncharacterized. The record is from RefSeq and is a predicted model, not a curated record. The transcript has 2 exons. Lineage: Eukaryota; Metazoa; Arthropoda; Insecta; Lepidoptera; Pyralidae. The coding region runs from base 60 to 542 and encodes 160 amino acids.
UUCACAACACAAAUAAGUUAUUUGAGAAUAACAUUAAAUUAAAAAAAAAAAAAUUAAAAAUGUCUAUUAAAUUAAAAAUUGUUCUGUUUUUUGUGGCUAUCUGCGCUUUUACGACCCCAGCAUCAGCGUCCAGCGUGCAACUGCCAGCUGUCUAUCCCCUCGUGAACGUCCUACUACCCCUCCUCAACAACGUUUACAACCUCCUCCUAUCCCUCUUGUCAAUAUUCGACACCCUCCCGCCAUCAAUCACUUGCAUGAUCCCCGUCGACUUGGGUGCUUUGGAGACGUCAUUGCUAAAACUAUACUCCCAAGCUCUGGCUAUAGUGAACUUCUUAAGGUCAUUACCGGAAUAUGCUGUCGGGGCAAAUCCGUCUUCGCCUCCGUCAAACAUAUUGAAUAUCCAGGGUUUGCUCACUACUUUGAUAACGACAGUGACUGAUUUGACGGACGAUGUGCUGAUAGGUAUUGGUGGAGGGCUGCUUCCAGGUCUUCUGCAGCUGGUGGUCAUGGUGAUCCAGGCCCUGGCCGCUUUGUUACUGUAG